Phanerochaete carnosa HHB-10118-sp is the source of this 1594-nucleotide messenger RNA. RefSeq lists its product as uncharacterized. Gene Ontology annotation, cellular component: COP9 signalosome. The transcript has 13 exons. NCBI's taxonomy places the organism in Eukaryota, Fungi, Basidiomycota, Agaricomycetes, Polyporales, Phanerochaetaceae. Bases 71 to 1504 code for a protein of 477 amino acids. The record is from RefSeq and is a predicted model, not a curated record. Gene Ontology annotation, biological process: protein deneddylation.
GUCAGUGGCGGCCUCGGUAUUACAGAUUCUUGCCUGCAAAUCAACGAAGACUAGCUGAUACCGCACCACCAUGGAUGACGAUGAUGCCGAUUACAUGCAAGGCAGCGAGGACGAGGACUACGGCUUCGACUACUCCGAUGAUGGUUCCGGGGAUGAGGGUGGGAGUGCUGAUAUCGAGAACAUGUACUAUACCGCCAAGUCGAAGAAGGAAGAUAAUCCGGAGCAAGCACUGAAGGAGUUUAGAGCUAUUGUGGAAAAGGAACAGGAGAAGGGAGACUGGGGCUUCAAAGCGCUGAAGCAGUCGACCAAAGUGCUCUUCCUACAACUUCGGAGACCACAAGACGCACUGAAGACAUAUCAAGAGCUGCUGAAAUAUACCAAGUCUGCAGUGACACGCAAUUAUUCCGAGAAGACUAUCAACGGCAUUUUGAAUUAUGUCGGUGGUGGCAAAGGCGGUCCUGUGGACGUAGACACUCUGGAGAAGUUCUAUCAAGCGACGAAGAAAGCCCUUCAAGAAGCAAGGAACGACCGGUUAUCGGCCAAGACUAACCUCAAUCUUGCUAAGCUCUGGCUUGACCGAAAGGAAUACCCGCGGCUAGCAAGACUUCUCCGCGACUUGCAUCACGCGACCAACGCCGAUGGCGAGGACCAGGCACAAAAGGGUACCCAGCUUCUUGAGAUCUAUGCCCUCGAAAUUCAGAUGUAUAACGAGACCAAGAAUUUCAAGAAGUUGAAGGAAAUCUAUAACGCCGCGAAUUCUGUGCGAUCAGCUAUCCCACAUCCACGAAUCCUUGGUGUCAUCAAGGAGUGUGGUGGCAAGAUGUGGAUGGGGGAGCGCAACUGGGCUCGUGCAACCGAGGACUUUUUCGACUCGUUCAAGAACUACGAUGAGGCUGGUUCGCCGCAACGUAUACAAGUCUUAAAGUAUCUUGUACUUGCCAACAUGCUUACGGGCAGCGAGGUCAACCCAUUCGACAGCCAGGAAACGAAGCCCUACAAGAACGAUCCACAGAUCAAGGCGAUGACAGAUCUGGUGGAUGCAUACCAGCGUCGCGAUGUCCAUGCGGCUGAGAAAAUCUUGCGAGAAAACCGUGCCACGAUCAUGGACGACCUAUUCAUUCGCAUGUAUAUUGGCGAGCUCUUGCGUAGUUUGCGUACUCAAUACUUGAUCGACCUCAUCAAGCCGUACACUCGUCUGGAGUUGUCUUUCCUUGCGAAGCAAUUAAAUGUCGAACUAGAGGAGGUCGAGGAGCUUCUCAUAGGGUUGAUCCUGGAAGGCAAGGUCGAAGGCCGAAUCGACCAGGUCGCUAUGCGUCUGGAGCUGGACAGGAAGCAAGCGCUCGAAAAGAAGCGCUACACUGCUUUGGAGAAAUGGACAGAUGCUCUCGAGUCCAUUCACGCUGCAGUCAUUAAUAAGGCGCCCGGCGCAAGCAGAGGCGGCCCCGAGGCGGGCAUGUCCGCAGAGAUGUUUUCGUCCCGCGAACUCGAGGCCCGCUGGGGUUGACCGCUCGUUCUCUCAAUUUUCAAAUCUUUCACCUUGUCUUGCGGACAAAUGUACCAACAGCUCGUAUUGCAUCAAUACCACCCUGUUAUG